Molecule: messenger RNA, 5352 nt
Organism: Adineta steineri
Lineage: Eukaryota; Metazoa; Rotifera; Eurotatoria; Adinetida; Adinetidae
Source: the annotation of a GenBank genome assembly
AUGGCAGCCGCAGCCUCAUCGGCUGGCGCUGCCAUUUCAUCGAUGAUAACAUUGAUGAGAAAACAAAGUUUCCGUAACGAUUUUGGACCAUUAAUGGAUUAUAAUCAAGAAGAUUCAACGAGUAGUAAUCUUGAAUGGAUGAACAAACCAUAUAUUAAAAAUAUUUAUCGUCUUACUGGUCUUCUAAGUUUUAUUUCAACAUGUAUGAAUACACCUAAAACAUUUGAAUAUCAUCCAUUUCUUCAAUAUGAAACAUUUAUUAUUGAUAUAACAUGUGCAGCAAUAUUAACAAUUGAAGCUAUUGUCAAAAUAAAAACACGUGGAUUAUUAAAAAACGAAUCCUCGUAUUUACGAGAUCGAUGGAAUCAUUUUGAUGCUAUUAUGGUUUUAAAUAUUUAUUUUUCUAUUAUUUUACAAGCAUUGGAAUUAACUAGUAUUGUUAAUAAUUAUUCAUAUUUUACAAUAAUACGUUCACCACGACCUUUUAUUCUUGUUAAAGUAUUAAAAACAUUUCUUAAAUUUGAAUUACCUAAUAAUCAAAUUAAAUCAAUUCUUCAGCGUUCGAGUUCACAAAUUUAUAAUGUAACCAUGUUUUUCCUAUUCUUUAUGAGUUUAUAUGCCAUAUUAGGUGUACAAUUUUUUGGAUCACUUACAUUCCAUUGUGUUAGGAACGAUACUGAUUUAAAUAAUGUGAUGAAAAAAGAUUUAAUGAUACCAGAUACAUAUUGUUCACCAACAAAAGAUGGUUUUCAUUGUCCAGAACAUUUUGUUUGUAAAAAAAUAGAUAUACAAAGAAAUUUACGUGGUUAUAAUGGUUUUGAUGAAUUAGCAACAAGUUUUUUUUCUGUUUAUGAAUCUGCAAGUCAAGAAGGAUGGGUUUUUCUUAUGUAUCGUGCAAUUGAUAGUUUACCAUCAUGGCGUGCAUUUUUUUAUUUCAUUACAUUAAUUUUCUUUCUUGCAUGGCUUGUAAAAAAUGUAUUUAUUGCCGUUAUUAUUGAAACUUUCGCGGAAAUUCGUGUUCAAUUUCAACAAAUGUGGGGUUCACGAGGCGCACCAUCUGAUAUAGAAUCAACAAAAAUACUACAAAAAGCGGAUGAUAGUACAUUAAAAUUAGUUAAUAUUGAUGAAAAUAAAAAGAAAGGUGUUGCACCAGCUAUAUGUUUAAAAAUUGUUCAAUCAUCUGCAUUUACAACAAUGGUUAUGAUUGUUGUACUUGCUAAUACAAUAUUUACUGCAACUAUCAAACAUACACAUAAUGAAAGAGUUGAUCGAGAAAAUCGUGAAAUUUAUCAUAAAAUUGAGACAUUAUUUACUAUAUUUUUUGAUUUGGAAGCACUUUUUAAAAUUUUUUCAUUGGGUUUUAAAAAUUAUAUUCGUCGAUCAAUAUUUAAAUUUGAAUUUAUGCUUGCUCUUGGUACAACUGUUCAUUGUUUUACACCAUUUUAUCGAAGUGCAUUUACAUAUUUUCAAGUUCUGCGUGUUGCUCGUUUACUUAAAUCAAGUCCUCUCCUAGAAGAUUUUCUUAAUAAAAUAUUUGGUCCGGGUAAAAAACUUGGUAGUUUAAUUCUAUUUACAAUGUGUUUACUCUUGAUAACAUCAUCAAUUAGUAUGCAAUUAUUUUGUUUUAUCAAAGGUCUUAAACAAUUUGAAACAUUUCCACGAGCAUAUAUGUCUAUGUUUCGUAUCGCUAUGAAUGAUGGUUGGACAGAAGUGAUGUAUUCAGUAAUGGAUGAAGUUUAUGAAUUUGGAAUAUUCUUUUUAUAUCUAACGGCACUUUUCUUCAUAUUUUUUCAUUUAUUAACUAAUUCAGCAUUUAUAUCAAUGUUUCAAGUUUUAACACAAAAAGGUUGGGUUGAUGUUAUGCAUUAUACAAUGAUACAUAGUUUACAAGAUGUAGCUCCAUUUGUUGCUAUCUAUUUUAUUGUUUAUCAUCUUGCCAUUAAUUUGAUUGUGCUGUCACUUUUCGUUGCCGUUAUUUUGGACAAUCUUGAACUUGAAGAAGAUGUGAAAAUGAUUAGACAGUUAAAAACACGCGAAGCAAGUGCUGAAACUCAACAAAAAUUACCAUGGCGUUUACGUGUAUUCGAACGUUUUCCUGAUCAUCCUCAAAUGAUUGUACUAUCACGUUUACCACAUGAUUUUAUAAUUCCAAAAAUUCGUGAUAGUUUUAUGCGUCAAUUUCUCAAUCAAGAUGAUAUUUAUUCUUAUCCACUUGAACUUUCAAUGAAUAUCUAUAGUAAAAAGCAUACAGUUAAAACAUUACAUAUACCAGAACAUCGACCAACAGGUGAAAGUAUGAAACGAACAGCUGUAUCAAAUAUUAUAAGAAGUGCUAGUAAUCAACGUUUAUUAAGUGGUGAUGCCAGUCAAGUACAUUUAGCGAGUAUGGGUGACAAUAAAAUAUCUGUAUUUGUUCAACAGAAUAAGAUUCGACUUGAUCGAAAAAAUUCAAUGCGUCGGUCAGGUUAUCGACCGAAACCAGUACAUGUUGUUCGUGAAAAUGGAGAUAUUGGAGGAUUACAAGGUCGAAAUCAAGAUGAUUAUGAUAUAAAAGUGUUUCAAUACCGUAAACAACAAGCUGAAUUAAAACGAAAUCAACAAGAAGAAGAUCUUCGUGAAAAUCAUCCUUAUUUUGAUACACCUUUAUUUACAAUAUCACGUGAAAGUAAUUUUCGAAAAUUUUGUCAACUUGUUGUCGAAGCUCGAUACAAUCUGAUUCCGAAAGAUCGCCUCGGACAAGAACCAAAAAUAAGUCGAUAUAAACAAGGAAAUAAAUUUCUUGGUUUGGUUACUUAUCUUGAUUGGAUUAUGAUACUUGUAACAAUUCUAUCUGCAGCUAGUAUGUCAUUUGAAACACCUAUUAGUCGAGUUGUUGAUCGACCAUUAUUACAAAUCGCAGAAUAUGCAUUUGUUAUUUGUAUGAGCGUUGAAUUAACAUUAAAAAUAUUUGCACAUGGAUUAUUUUUUACACCUAAAGCUUUAAUUCGAGAUAUUGGCGGAGCUAUCGAUGUUUCCGUUUUCUUUGUUGGUCUUAUUUAUUUAUGUUGGCUACCACAAAAUGUUCCAGCAAAUAGUGCGGCGCAAUUUCUUAUGCUUCUUCGAUCAGCACGACCAUUACGAAUAUUUAUUCUAGUACCUGAUAUGAGAAAAGUUGUUUAUGAAGUUUGUCGAGGUUUUAAAGAAAUUCUAUUGGUAUCGAUUCUACUCGUUGUAUUAAUGUUUAUAUUUGCUAUUUAUGGUGUUCAAAUAAUUGGUGGUCAAUUAGCUCGUUGUAAUGAUCGAACAUAUUAUAAUGAUCAAGCAUUAUGUCAGGGAACAUUUUGGAGAGAACUUUAUGUAUCAAAAAUGAAUGUUAGUGGAAAUGAUCCAGUUAUGUUAGUACCACGUGUAUGGGCUAAUCCACAUAAUUUUGAUUUUGAUUAUAUUGGAAGUGCAAUGUUAGCUUUAUUUGAAGUUCUUUCACUUGAAGGAUGGCUUGAAAUUCGUGAUAUAAUUAUGGAUCGUAUGGGUCCAGAACAUGCAAUCUUUGUUCAUAUAUUCGUAUUUAUUGGUACAUUAAUUGGUUUAACUCUAUUUGUUGGUGUUGUUAUUGCAAAUUAUUCCGAAAAUAAAGGAACAGCUUUAUUAACAGUUGAUCAACGUCGUUGGAUGGAUUUAAAAGGUCGUAUUAAACUUGCUCAACCAUUACGUACACCACCUCGACCAGAAAAUAGCAAAUUUCGUUCAUAUAUAUUUGAUAUAACACAAAAUCGUUUAUUUAAAAAAUCAUCGGCUGUACUUGUUCUACUGAAUUGUGCAUUACUCUAUAAACCAUGGAAAGCAAAAGAAAAAAUAACACAAAUCUCCGCAUUAAUUUCAUCAUUAUUUACAUUUUUAUUUCUUGUUGAAGCUGUUAUGAAAUCUAUUGCAUUAGGUUUCGUGGGUUAUUGGCAAUCACGUCGUAAUCGUUUUGAUUUAUUAGUUACUAUACUUGGAAUUGGAUGGAUUGUAUUAAAUUUUAUUUCUAUAGGACAAAGUGACCUUCAAGAAUUUAGUAAUACAUUUGGAUUUACUGUAAUCAUACUUCGAUUUUUUACUAUUGCCGGAAAACAUGCGACACUUAAAAUGCUAAUGUUAACCAUUAUUGUAUCAUUUUUUAAAUCGUUUUUUAUUAUUCUUGGUAUGUUUUUAUUGAUGUUAGUAUAUGCAUUUGCAGGUGUUAUAUUAUUUGGUUGCGUUAAAUUUGGUCCGGAACUUGGACGACAUGCGAAUUUUAAAACUGUACCAAAUGCAAUUGUUCUUCUGAUGAGAAUUGUAACAGGUGAAGAUUGGAAUAAAAUUAUGCAUGAUUGUAUGGUUGUACCACCACGAUGUACACGUGGUGGAUCUUAUUGGGAAAGUGAUUGUGGAAAUUCGACAGCAUCAAUACUUUAUUUUUGUUCAUUUUAUAUUAUAAUCACUUAUAUCGUACUGAAUCUUCUUGUUGCUAUUAUUAUGGAGAAUUUUUCAUUAUUUUAUUCGAAUGAAGAAGAUGCAUUACUUAGUUAUACUGAUAUUCGACAUUUUCAAACUGUUUGGAAUAUGAUCGAUACGGGAAGAAAAGGUGUUAUACCAGCACGACGUGUUAAAUUUUUAUUACGAUUACUUCGAGGUCGAUUGGAAGUAGAUGCAGAAAAACUUUAUAAACAUAUGUGUUAUGAAAUUGAAAAAUUAAAUAAUGGUAAUGAUGUAACAUUUCAUGAUGUACUCAAUAUGUUAGCAUAUCGUUCGGUUGAUAUACGUAAAUCAUUACAAUUUGAAGAAUUAUUAGCACGUGAAGAACUUGAAUAUUUAAUAGAAGAAGAAGUAGCUAAAUUAACAAUUCGUAAUUGGCUUAAUAAAUGUUUAAAAAGGAUUAAAACAAAAGAUCAAACAAAUGUUAUUAAAAGUUUACAACGUAGUAAUGAAUUAGCAUUUUUUCGUGAAGCACAAGCAUUAACGACGAGUGAAACAUUGAAAAAGCCAGCUGAUAGUACAAGUGGUGAAGAAGAACGACGAUUGAAAAGUACUGAGGAUCGUCAACAACAACAGCAACAACUACAAUCUCAACAAACACAAAAAGAUGUAGCUAAAAGAAAACUUGAUAGAACAAUAACAUUACCAACACCUUCAAAUGACAAUUCAAAUUAUCGAACACAAGCAGGUACACGUGAUACACCUGUUGAACCGAAAGGACCGAAACGACAAAUGCAUCAACAAUUACAACAGAAUAUGAGUGUUAAUUUAAGUAAUGAUGAAUCUUAUCCAUGGCGACCUUGGCAAGCAAGUAGUUAUAAUAAUGGACGAAAAGAUGUUGAAUCAUGGUGGACAAAUCAAUUUCAAAUGUCAACAUAG